AUGCAUGCCAUCACCCAGGCAUCCACUAUGCGGUCUAUGGAGACAAUCGAGGAGUCGUGGAAGGAUGGUGGAAAGGUCGCAGCAGGAACUGGCCAACAAACAGUAUCUUCCGUAUGUAAGGAGAACCCAGCUGACGGCCCUUCUCGUGGAGAAUAUGGCACGACGCAAGACCUCCUCCCUGCCAUCAACAUCCCCAAUCACCUCCAGCACUAUGUCGUCGAUUUCGACACACCUCAUACGCCAACGAAGAAAUCCUCGCCCACUUCCAAGCCAGCAACCAAGCGGCACCGCUUCUCUCCAGAGCACCGAAGCACAAAUGGAGGGCCAGUGCGUGACCACACACGGGCUCGAGCUUCACGAAAACCUGCGCCGUACCCUCCUGACCUCACACCAGUACCAUCCACACUCUGCCCACACGUCUUUGCUCGAGAACGGCUUACACGUUGGAGACCAACCACGGUCCGUACUGCCACUGACAACCAGGGCCGGCCCACCCAUCUCUCCGCUGAAGACCUGGCCCGCAUUCUCGAGGUAAUGGCCGGGGCGUGGGCGGAUGGGACUCUGGAAGUCUAUGGGACAGGCCUCCUCACCUGGCACGCCUUCUGCGACAAGAACGGAGUUAGUGAGGAUCAGAGGGCCCCAGCCUCACCCCUCCUCAUCGCCUCUCUCAUAGCCACCCUCUCAGGUGCUUUCUCUGGUGGCACCAUCGCCAACUACGUCUAUGGCAUCUGGGCAUGGCACAUCCUGCAUGGGGUCCCAUGGAAGAUGGUCGACCCUGAACUGGAGGCACUGCUCAAGGCCACAGAAAAAGCAACCCCACCCACGUCAAAGAGGAAGAAACGCCAGCCAUACACAAAAGAUUUCAUGGUUGCUAUUCGCGGUCAGCUAGACCUCUCAACGCCCCUCCAUGCUGCCGUUUAUGCCUGCUUGACAACCACAUUCUGGUCAGCUGCCCGAGUUGGUGAGUUCACGGUCAAAAACCUGACAAGCUUCGACGCAAACAAACAUGUCAAACCCUCAAACGUUACAACCACGACAGACCAGAACGGCUUCGAAACAACCGAGUUCUUCAUCCCCUCCACAAAGUCUGAACCCACCAACGGAGAGACAGUCUCAUGGUCGAGACAGAACGGAGACACAGACCCGGAGACUGCAUUCCACAAUCACAUAGAUGUCAACUCACCGCCAAAUGGUGGCCACCUCUUUGCGUACAAAGUAGGCUCAGGAUACAAGCCACUGACAAAGCACAAGUUCAUUCAAAUUCUCACCACCGCAGCACGAGCAGCUGGCCUAGAGCCACUUCAAGGCCAUGGGAUCAGGAUUGGGUCAACACUCGAGUACCUCCUGAGGGGGAUUCCAUUCGAUGUGAUGAAAGCAAAGGGAAGGUGGGCAAGUGACGCCUUCCUCGUCUACCUCAGGAAGCAUGCCCAAAUCCUCGCACCAUACAUGCAAGCAGACCCAGUCCGCCAGGAAGAAUUUAUCAGGCUAACCAUACCUCCACUACGCCGCCACUAA
Molecule: messenger RNA, 1515 nt
Organism: Cyclocybe aegerita
Lineage: Eukaryota; Fungi; Basidiomycota; Agaricomycetes; Agaricales; Hemipholiotaceae
Source: the annotation of a GenBank genome assembly